Messenger RNA from Lingula anatina, 805 nucleotides. RefSeq lists its product as uncharacterized. NCBI's taxonomy places the organism in Eukaryota, Metazoa, Brachiopoda, Lingulata, Lingulida, Lingulidae. The record is from RefSeq and is a predicted model, not a curated record.
GUAACAGUAUAUCCUUAUAGCUGAAAUCAUUAGGACUGGAAAAUAUAGCAAAAUGGCUUCAAAAUAUAAGUAAAUGCUUGCGUCCCAUAAGAGAGAAUGGAAUCAAGAUUUGGUUCAGAAUGAGAGACUCUGGUGUCUGUAUGCCAUGUCGGUGAUCAGUACAUCUUCAAUGUCCACUUCCUCCAGUGGGACCUUCACCUCUCAGGCAGGUGCUGGCACACCAGGGGAACAGAAGGCUGCAGUGCUAAGGGAGUUGCUGAUAUGGAGAGGAGUAGACUUGAGGAAGAUAGACUUGCCUCCUCUUCCUGUAGUACCAAAGGAAAAACUUAGCAUGAGUGAUGCUUGGGACUGUGACAACCAGGCUGUGAGACAGUUAGUAAAUGUAGGUAUACAAUAUAUAGUAUAUACUUGGGACUGUGACAACCAGGCUGUGAGACAGUUAGUGAAUAUUCCCCACCAUAAGGCCCGGCCCAUCCGGUUCAAGCAAGGCUAUGGGGGCCCAGAGGUCAGAGUGAAGAGUGCACCAUCCAGAAGAGAGCCACUUCAGGAAAAAGUGGGAUCUGGAGUGUACAGACGGAGAAUCUCUACAGAUUCUGAACGUUCUAGUAAAUAUGGCAGACCCAAACCUCACAUCUUGCCAACUAUCCAACUCCAUAACCCAUUCAAGCCACAGGGCAAGUACUUCAAGUAUACAGUGGACUUCUACAAGAAGAAAAAUAAAAGUGAAUUAGAGAAAACUGAUUAAGGCAGUCUCUGUCUAUUGUAGAAAUUUUAGCAGAUGCCGAACAGAGAAAUGAUUAGCAGA